This is a messenger RNA of Exophiala dermatitidis NIH/UT8656, 2246 nucleotides long. RefSeq names its product choline dehydrogenase. Bases 317 to 2104 code for a protein of 595 amino acids. Gene Ontology annotation, molecular function: flavin adenine dinucleotide binding; oxidoreductase activity, acting on CH-OH group of donors. The record is from RefSeq and is a predicted model, not a curated record. NCBI's taxonomy places the organism in Eukaryota, Fungi, Ascomycota, Eurotiomycetes, Chaetothyriales, Herpotrichiellaceae. The transcript has 12 exons.
CGACAAGGAGGAAGCUGAGAGACGUCCAUGUUAUCGUACAGUAUAUAUACCGCUGUGGAUAUAGAGAAGUAUCGGAAACAGGCCGCUCCAAUAAAUACUAGGACCUACCUUCCUGGUACAUACUGAACCUCGGACAAUAUCCCCUAAUUACCAGAGACAAUAUCUCCAUCAAUCUCAAUCUCUUCUGUUGUUUCAGGACCGAGACCAAUCCAGACAACCCAAUCAUCCAUUCAGCCAUCCAUCCAUUGAGGUGUCGGUGUUCUCUGGGAGGAGAAGAGAAUAGAACGGUGCUGCUGCCGUUGUUACUUCACUAAUCAUGUCUUCAGGUCGACUGGCUCUGCAGGAUGAAUACGACUUCAUCAUCUGCGGCGCAGGGACCUCCGGAUGUGUCGUAGCAGGUCGAUUGGCCGAAGACACCAAUGCGCGAAUCCUGCUGGUCGAGGCCGGACCGCACAACAAAGACCUCGAGAACGUCCACAUGGUCGGCGGGUGGUCCAAGAACUUUGACUCGGAGACCGACUGGAACCUGGUCACGGAGCCGAUGGGUGGCGUCGACGGCAGACGCGUCAAGCUCAGUCGAGGCAAGUUUUUAGGCGGCUCUAGUGGUGUCAAUGGCACCCUGUGCAUUCGUGGUUGUAAACAGGACUUUGAUGAUUGGAAUCUGCCAGGAUGGUCCGGCGAGGAUAUGUUUGCCUAUAUGCGCAAGUCCGAGACAUUCCACAAAAAGCCGUGGUUUCAAGCCGACGAAAAAGCCCAUGGCUACAAUGGACCGCUCCAUACCGAACCCCACGACCUGGCACCCAUAUCACAGCUGCUCCUCGAGUCCAUGCAAUCCAAAGGACUGCCGUUGAACCAUGACAUGUUCAGCACUGGCACCGUUGCCCAUGGUUGCGGCCAUGUUCCUCGAACUCAUUACAAAGGCGUCCGAACCACUGCGGCCGACUUUGUGACAAAUGCCCGUCACAGAGACAAUAUCGACAUCAUCGUGGAGACGACGGUGGCCAAGGUCAACUAUGAGCGUCGAAAUGGUCAACUACAGGCCACGAGCGUGACUCUGGUCGAUAAGUCUGGGACCCCACGAGUUGUCAAGGCGAGAAAGGAGAUUGUCAUUUCCGCAGGAGCAUAUUGUUCCCCGGCCAUUCUUCUGCGCUCCGGAAUAGGUCCCAAGGCCGAAUUGGAGCAGUUGGGCAUCAGGUGUCUUGUUGACUCUCCUGGUGUCGGCAAAAAUCUGCUCGACCACUUGAUCGUUUUUGCCUUUUAUGAGACUGAGAAAGAAGGAUUGACCAACGACGCCUUGGUGUACCAUGGAGAUUCUGAAAUGACUUCAUAUAUGUUGUACAAAGAUAAAAAGGAAGGUGUAUUUUCGACUUUUCCAUUUGGCGCGUUCGGCUAUGCCAGACUCGAUGAUCGGUUGAAGAACGAGCCCCUUUGGAGGAAUGCGAAAAGGAGGCCCGGUCGUGACCCGAUGGAAUUGACCCCAAAUCAGCCCAAUGUUGAGUUCUUCACCACUGAGUUGUAUGGUGGCCCUAAGCAAUAUGACGACUUCCCCAUCGACAAAAAGCAUGCCUUUGCAAUGAUUACCGAACUGUUUUCCCCACGUUCGAGAGGAACAGUGACACUGAAGUCAAAAGACCCACUGGAGAACCCUGUUAUUGAUUGCAAUUACCUGUCCGAUCCGCUUGACCUGCUGGUCCUGAGCGAGGGCUGCAGGCUCGGCAAUGAGAUUGUGAUGCAAGGAGCCGGGACGAAAGAUAUCGUUAAAGGGUCAUGGCCUCCACGUCUGACACAUCAUGCUGCCAACACCCGGGAAGAGUGGGUUCCAUAUGUCAAACAGCACGCAACGACGUGUUAUCACGCUGCUGGGACGUGUAAAAUGGGACGGUCCGAUGAUAAAUUGGCCGUCCUCGACGAAAAGCUCCGGGUGAGAGGAGUCCAGGGCCUCCGAGUGGCCGACUGCAGUGUGAUGCCGACUUUACAUGGCGGUCACACCCAAAUGCCUGCGUAUGGAAUAGGGGAGAAGGCUGCAGACCUGCUAAAGGAGGCCUGGCACCUAGGUGCUUUGGGCAAGGCUGAGCAGAUCCAGCCCAUAUCCAGCCGGUUGUAAGGCCAGUGUAUCAGAGCCACCAUUUCGGGUCCCGGCAUCGGCUAUAGCUAGCUUAUAGGCAGCCAAAUUGUAUCGGUGAUUUCCAAGGUAGACUUGAAGUUAGCUGCUUGUCGAUGUUCCAAAGAAUGAAUUUCGUUUUUCC